Molecule: messenger RNA, 2628 nt
Organism: Paramecium tetraurelia
Lineage: Eukaryota; Ciliophora; Oligohymenophorea; Peniculida; Parameciidae
Exons: 4
Source: RefSeq, a predicted model, not a curated record
AUGUAUAUAGACAGUAUUCAAGAGUCAGACUCAAGGGUUUCUGAAAAUGUAUAAUGCAUAGGUCCAUAUUUGCACUAAUAAUCAACAAGGCAAUAUUAAAAAAGAUAAAUUUCUCUUACAUCCAUGCCUUCUGAUCCAUUCGAGGAUUUCAGUUAGAAAUAUAAUGAUUAAGGUAUCAUAGAUUAGCGUAAACUGAAACUUAUAAAACAAAAAGAAAGUUUGAGAAGAUUUUAAACAAAAAAUAAUAAUUCUCCGCUUGUGUAAACCCAAGUUUUAAACAAAAAUAAGGGAAACAUUCAUUAAUAGGUUUCCCAAUCCUUAUAUGCAGCUAAGACACAAAUGAAGAAAAUGUUGGGUUUGCUAGUUAAAAAUAGAUACAUUAAGAAGUUUUAAUAAAAUUUAUUCUUAAAAUCAUAUGUGCUUCCUACUAGUAGAAAAAAUUUGAUAUCGUCAGAGGGCUAUUUAUAAGAAAAUUAAUUUUAAAACGAAUUAGAUCAAAAUAGUUAAAAAAUUAGCGGAUACUUAUUCUAACCAGGUUCAAAUUUUAUGAUAGUUUUUGAUACCUACUUAUUCAUUAUCUAUUUAUUUAGUUUAUGGCUUACCCCAUUUUUGACUAGUUUUAUGCCUGAUAAUGAUGAAAUAGCUCACAUUUCUAUAUUUAUCAUAUUAGGCCUGGCUUUAGAAAUUAUUAUUUCAUUUAACAGAGCUAUUAUAAUAUAGGGGGAAAUAAUUGAAGAUCGUAAGAUAAUAGUAAAACACUAUGUGACCCAAUAAUUAAUUUAUGAUAUUUUAAUGAUAAGCAUAUGGAUAAUUUAUUUCCUUUAAUCUAAUAGAAUCUCUAUUGUUAACGAAGUAUUAUGUAUCAUGUCUUGUUUAAUUACUAUAAAAAAAUUGACUAAAAAUUACUUUGGCUAUAUUGAAUAUCUUUAUUUAAAAGGGGGGGUGAAUAGUUUAAUUGAUCUUGUAACUCUAAUCAUUUUGAUUUGCUUCUAUGCUCACUUUAUGGCAAGCAUUUGGCAUUAUAUAGGGUCCUUUGAUGAUCUUUUUGAAAAUACAUGGCUAAUUAAAUAUAAUAUAAUCAAUGAAUCAGCAUGGCAAAGAUAUAAUUAUUCAUUUUAUUGGGCAACUGUCACUAUGGUUACUAUUGGUUAUGGUGAUAUCACACCUUAAAAUCAUAUCGAAAUUAUUUUUACUAGCAUAAUGAUCUUAAUAUCAAGCUGUGUAUAUGCUUAUUUAAUGAAUUCCAUAGGAAUACUUGUUAAACAUAUAAAUGAUACUAAAUUUAAGUACAGAAAGUAGAUAGCAAUAGUAAGUUCUUACAUGAAGAAAAACAAUGUUAACCCAUUAUUAUAGGCUAGAGUGAAAAAUUUCUUAUAACUUAACAUUCAGAAUGAUAAAAAUGAAAAUACUGAGGAGUUAGAAUGCUUAUUCUAAACCUUCCCUCAGAGUCUAAAAACAGACAUGUUGAACAACAUUUAGAACAAUUUGAUCAAUAAAAUUGUGUUUUUAAAGUAGAAUUUUAGUAAAAAAUGUUUAAAGUUACUUUCUAAAAAGUUAAAGAAAUUUGAAGUUGUUCCCGAUGAUUGCAUUUUUAAACAAUAUGAUUAAAACGACAAAAAUUUAUAUUUCAUAAUUGAAGGUUAAGUAGAAUUAUAAGAGGAAAGAACUAAAAAGUCUUUGUAAAUAUUAAAGAAAGGGGAUUGUUUUGGUGAAUAUUAAUUUUUUACUGGAUUUCCCCCCAAAGUGACUGCCAUCUCAUAAGGAUAUUCAGAAAUUUGUAAAAUAAGUAGAGAUAACUUGUUAGAAUAAUUAUCUAAUUUUCAUAAAGAUGCUGAAAGAUUUCAUCAUAUAAAAGAUUCAAUCUUAUUCGAGAAUAACUUUUUUAAAAUCUUUUUAAAAUGUCAUUUGUGUGGAUAAUAUAAUCAUUAGAUUGUUGAUUGUGGUGUGUUAUAAUAUAAACCAGAUUUAGAAUAAAGAUUUAAGAAAUAAUUUUACCAUUCGAAAUAAGAUAGGUAACAAUGGAACAGAAAAUAAACGAAAUACAAUUCUUUAGUAGCAUAAUCUAUCAUUUCUGAAUCUAUCUAAAAAUAUUAAUAAACAAUUGAUGGAUAAUCUAUUGAUGAACAAAAUGGUUAAAAUGAGAAAACUGAUUCUGAAUAAGCUUAAACAUUAACAAAAAUGAUUGCUUAAGAAACCUAAGACAUUAUGGCUUAAAAAUCUUAAAAUAAAAGUUUAAACUCCCCAUAAUAAUUCUAGGAUUUGAAAGAAUAAUCUGGCAUUUUUUUAAAAUAAUUGAAAACUAUGAAACCAAAUACUACUUUAAAUAUAGAAAGAACCUCAUUUAUGGAAUUACAAAAGACAUAUAUAUUCAAACAAAGAUCUGAAGAAUUUUAUUUUGAAACAUUUAGCGUACCUUUGAUAUUCCAUCAAAAUAAUAUUGAUCAAAUGCAAAAUUAUCGUUAUUAUUUUCCUGGGCAUAAUUCAGCAGAUGUCAUUAAAGCCUACAAUAAUAUUUAGAAUAAUAAAAAGAAAGGAUUAGAAGCUUUAAAUGAACUGAAGAAAUCAUACAAAAAAUACACAUUUAAUUAAUCAUUAAUCAAUACUUUGAUUAAAACCAAAAAAAUAUGA